UAGCUAUGCCCUAAAAGUCAUCUUUUGAGCAUUUUCCAAAACUUUUCUUUGGUGGCUGCUAUUAAAUUCGAAAAGUGCCGAGGUUUUUCGCCGAUUUGGUGACCCAUCCAACUCAAAAUGUGCAACUGGGAGUGCUGCAAAAACAGGUCGCCGAUUGCCAAGCGAAUGGCGGCCAGGAAGCUCCUGCAGUUGGAGGAGGAGGAGCGCCGGAAGCCCAAGCUGGUGAUCCCCACGCCCCAGAGCCUCUUCUACCCCUUCGACGAGGUGGAGGCCAUGGCCAAGUACAUUGUGGACGUCAGUCACAUCAAGCCAAAGUACGGCCUAAUCUGCGGCAGCCUCCUGAGCAACAUGGCUUCCUUGGUGGAGGAGCCGGUGGUCAUUCCCUACGAGGACAUACCCAACUUUCCCGACGGCAUUGAACGGGACUGCAGCUUCCUCGUGGGCCGGGUCAUGGGAGCGCCCAUUAUCGCGCUGGUCAACCGAUUCCACUCCUGCGACGGCUACAACCUGGCCACCUGUGCGUUGCCCGUCCGCGUGAUGCAGCUGUGCGGGGUCAGGACCAUCAUGCUGACCGCCGAGGCAGCGGGCGUGAGUCCGGGCUACGACAUGGGCGACAUAAUGCUGGUGCAGGACCACAUCAAUGUGGUGGGCAUGAUGCACCAGACGUCGCUGGAGGGUCCGAGUGAUCCACGCUUUGGCAGCCGCUUCUUCUCGAUGGUGAAUGCAUAUGACAACGACCUUUUGACGAAGGCACUCGAGAUUGGCAAGCGGAUGGGCAUUCAGAAGUUCCUGCACAGCGGCGUCUUCGCCUGCGUGGGUGGUCCCAUUCUCGGUACGCUGGCCGAAGAGCGACUGCUGCGGACGAUGGAGGUGGGUGCAGUGGGCAUGUCCCUGGUGCCGGAGGUUAUAGCCGCCCAUCAUGGAGGUCUGAAGGUGCUCGCCUUUGUGAUAAUCAGCAAAGCGGCCAGCGACAAGGGGAACGAGGAGAAGGACAAGGAGAACACCGACACGGACGUGGACUCCAAGCACGAGCGGGAAUCCCAGGAGGGAGUGCCCCCGCAGAAGCUGCAGGCCUGCUCGGAUCUGAUCGGCCGACUUCUGUACAGCAUGCACCUCGAGCUCUGACAAGCGAAAAUAGACUUCUCUCGACUUCUU
This is a messenger RNA of Drosophila santomea, 1155 nucleotides long. Its product is annotated as purine nucleoside phosphorylase. Gene Ontology annotation, biological process: nucleoside metabolic process. The record is from RefSeq and is a predicted model, not a curated record. Bases 118 to 1125 code for a protein of 335 amino acids. Gene Ontology annotation, cellular component: cytoplasm. The transcript has a single exon. Gene Ontology annotation, molecular function: purine-nucleoside phosphorylase activity. Lineage: Eukaryota; Metazoa; Arthropoda; Insecta; Diptera; Drosophilidae.